GACAGCCCCCCUCCAAGCCCCUUUAGCCACCGACUCAUUUCUUUGAGAAAAUUGGUGACCAAGCUUGGGAUUUUCUCUUCCUUUUCUUGUUCUUGAACCCAGAAACCCCCCCCCCUUUGCUGGAAAUCCCGGAUCUGCUCUGCUCUUCUCCCCUGUCCACCGGCUGCUAUGUGGGUUUGAAUUUAUGGGCAUUUUUCGGGUAAGCCAUAGCCAAGAAAUCAUCUCUUUAACCUUGAUUUAGGCUGGGAUAUGCUAAUUUCUGUUUAUUUCCCUCAAUUUUUUUGGGUAGUCCGUGAGUUUCCCCUGCAGAUGCUGCCGGCUUCUUCUCCCUGCCAAGUCCGGUUCUUGCUGGAAAAUUUUGGUUCUCGAUCGUUCUAUCAGUUUAGUACGUGAAUUGAGUGCUCGGUUUUGCGGAGUGAGGUAAGUAAUUUAUGUGAAAUGUUUUAUGGUUUUCAUUAAAUUGAGCAUGCCUACUUGGAAUUUAAGUGACUGUCCUGAUGAUUUGAAAGUGAUGAUCUGAAAGUGAUUGUGAAUUGUGAUUUUCCUGUGAACUUCUGCCUGUUUUGUCUCCGAUAUGGUCAUGUUAUUCGUGUGCCCGCUAGUGGGAGGUUUAUAAACGCUAGCACAUGUCGACAUGUUAUUGAUAGAACCGGUUCGUUUAGUGACCCUGCUAGUGGGGAUUAUAAACCAGCAAAUUCUGUAGCCUGCUAGUGGGAGGUUUAUAACACUGGCCGUGACCUAUAGAGGAGACGUCUAUUUCGUGCCCGUACUGUAUCCGUUUUUCGUGAUUGCACUUGUUGGCAUGCUGUAAGUUUAAUUAAGGGCAAUCCAUAUUUUACUUACUGAGUUAUCUCACCUCGUUUUUCUCAUCCACCAUUUCAGGUAGUGUGCCCCGAGACUCGGAAAUCAAGGGGAGUGACGUGAUAAAAGGCUAGCCACUUGAGAUUUGACAUAGAUUUAGAUACAUGUACUCCAUGCUCUUGUAAGUUAGAUUUUAAUUGGAAAUUUUAUGGUAUCAAAACUGAUUUUGUUCAGUAAGUUUCGAGCCUUGUGCAUUUGUGGGACCCGUCUCACGAGUGCACGGCGUCUGCCGUGCCCCGGAUUUGGGUUCUGGGGCGUGACACAUAGAUGGAGUGACAAUCUCAGGGAUGGGAAGUUGAAAUGGGACAAGAACUCAGCCUAUGUCCCAUGUUGGAUCCCAACUCAUAUAUGGCCUCAGCUGUUGACAUAUUGGGACUCUAAUGAAUAUAAGAGGCUCAAUGCAAGGGGAGCAAAGAAUAGGAGCUUUGGGGAAAGGGUGACUCACACCACUGGGUCCAUUAGCUUUGCCAUCCAUGAGAUGCGGAUGACUGAGUCUAGAGGUGGUGUGCAACCUCCCCAUCAGGAGAAAUUCAAGGAGACGCACACCUUCAAAAAAAAGGUGGGAAAGGAUCAAGAGCCAGUGUGGAUCAAUGAAAAAGCAAAGUAUCGAUAUGAUACUUAUGUUGCGGAGUCCACAGAUAGUCAUGGCUCUGAUUCUAGUUCAUGGCCACGCAUGGAUAACGAGGCAUGGGUUAAGGCUGUUGGAGGUUGCUUAUCUAAUUUCAUGCUAGGGAUUGGCUCCCAAGUAAAUCCAGAGAUGGUUGGUUUUACUUACAAGAAGAGACAACCCCAAGAAAACUUAAUAGCAGCACUGAUGGCAUCUGACUAUGAGGAGACACAGGCAAAAGAUCAUGAGGAGUUAGAAAGACAACGCCAACAAAUUGCUUUGAUGCAACAGCAGCUGGCCAAUAUGACAGAAGCUCAGAAAAAUAUGAGCCAGGCAAUCGCACAGUCUGUUGCAGCAACUCUAGCCGCUCAUGGCAUCUCCCCUCAGGUAGGUCAUCAUCCAAUUGCCCCACCAUAGCCUUCACAUGGUCCUGGCUCAGGUCUUCACAUGGUCCUGGCUCAGGUCUUCACAUGAAUUCAGCUUUCGCCUAUUCCACUGAUUCUACACAAACCUCUCCUAUAGUCCCUGAAUAUCAGCAGCAACGGCAAUUUUCGCCUCAAGAUGAUGAUGCAUACCAUCCUACUUUUGAUCUAGACUAUCAGGGUCCUUAGUUUUUUUAUUUUUCUGUUAUGCACAUUAUCUGCAUACUUUGCAUGGUUGGCUUUAUUUCUAUUAGUACUUAAAACUGUUAGCUUUAGCUUUUAUUACGAUAUAUUUUCUUAUUUUGCUUGACCUCUAGUGAUCAUAUUUCAAAAGGUAUGAAGUUUUGGACUGCUUUGGAGGUUAAUUAUUAUUAACUAAAUAUCGUGGGUAUUUAAAACAAUGGUGUGUGAUUGCCAUAUAUACUUUGUGGUUGUAGUUGUGGUUGAAAAGGGAUAAUUGUUUUUAGCAUACUAGACUUGUAGAAUAUAUGUGUCUUUCAUUG
Molecule: messenger RNA, 2393 nt
Organism: Rubroshorea leprosula
Lineage: Eukaryota; Viridiplantae; Streptophyta; Magnoliopsida; Malvales; Dipterocarpaceae
Source: the annotation of a GenBank genome assembly